AUGGAAUUUAUUCGGUUGAUAACUUAUUAUUUACUUAUAUUUAUAUUUUUUUGUACUUCCAUUCAAUCCCUGAACGCGACAAUCAAAUGUCAUGAACUGAACAAAUACCAAUUCCAAUGUAAAAACUAUGCAGUUGAUCCGAAGACUCAGCAAUCUAUAACGUGCGCACCGGAUAAUUCUGUGCAAAUAAUGUGUGAAACACCAGCUUAUAUCGAUUGCAUAGGGAAAGAUCAAUUUGGUUUCUUCAAUAUGACCAUUGAAAAUGGAUGCAGUUACGGAGCACAUUUAAAGUAUUCAACAGCACUUCUGCUCUCAAUUUUCUUCGGAAUUUUUGGGCUUGAUCGGAUUUACUUGGGAUAUUAUGCUAUUGGAGUAUUCAAAAUGUUCUCAUUUGGUGGUUUACUUAUCCUAUGGCUCGUUGAUGUGAUUUUGAUAGCAUUGCAACUUCUUGGCCCAGCAGAUGGAACCUCAUUUUUCAUGGCAUAUUAUGGACCAAAAAUAUCUACGAAUAUGAAUGCAGAAGCACAGAUGCAACAAGUAGCUGAGUUAGAGGUUGAAAUGAUGUCGGAUAUGUACAAGAAAAUGACGAACUCUUGCCAAAGCAAAUGUAUUUCCACAGCAUUUAAAGAGUCGGAAUUGACAAAAGGAGAAGCUGUUUGUCUUGAUCGCUGUGUUGCAAAGUACCUCGACGUUCACGAGAAAUUGGGAAAACGUUUGACGUCAAUGUCUCAGGGAGAUGAAGCUGCGCUUCAAAAAAUGGCCCAAUAG
Caenorhabditis bovis is the source of this 768-nucleotide messenger RNA. The record is from the annotation of a GenBank genome assembly. Lineage: Eukaryota; Metazoa; Nematoda; Chromadorea; Rhabditida; Rhabditidae.